Messenger RNA from Penicillium brevicompactum, 3144 nucleotides. RefSeq names its product tyrosine protein kinase SWE1. The record is from RefSeq and is a predicted model, not a curated record. Gene Ontology annotation, biological process: protein phosphorylation. Gene Ontology annotation, molecular function: protein kinase activity; ATP binding. The transcript has a single exon. Bases 1 to 3144 code for a protein of 1047 amino acids. NCBI's taxonomy places the organism in Eukaryota, Fungi, Ascomycota, Eurotiomycetes, Eurotiales, Aspergillaceae.
AUGGUCGCAACCUUCUCACCGCACCGGGACUCCGGCGGUACCCUUCAUCUCGCUUCCCACUCGGGGAUCCAUCACGUCGACGCCAGCUCCGCCAUCCGACAGUUACGCCGGUCCUUGUCGCGCUCCCCUUCCAAAAGCUCCAACUUUUUCCUCAACCCACGAAACCAGUCCCCCUCCAAAUCCGCCUACAUCUCUUCGCCUCUCUCCCCCUCUCGACGCGCCUCUCAAAACAACUUUGUAUUAUUUCCCUCUCACCAGUCGCCUCUCGCAGUUCCUUACCCACCAAGCGCGAAAAUCUCUCGGCCGGCGAUGCGACGCCGCACGUCGCCUCGCAGUCCGGCCAAGCGCGUCUUGAGCGUGUCAACGGACGGGGGAAACGCGACCCCCACUCAACCCAUCUCUCUACCUCCGGGCGAGGAGAAUGAUUUGACUCUUGAUGACUUGGUUCCCAACGUGAUGAGCACAACUCCCGACAGCCCUUGUGCCAGCAACACUCCAUUCGCGGAAUCAACUUUCGCACCGCGCACAACGCUCUCGCGCAUCGAGAAGCGACGCAGUGGGACCUUCAGCACCUUGUCGACUGGAAGUCCCCUGAAGCGCAGUGAUGGAAUUAUGAAUCUGGACCAGGCAUCGCGAGGAAGCCCUUCCGCGAAACGACGCAGCGUCCACAACCCUAACUGUCCUACCGAAUUCAGCAUUUUCGACAACGAGGUUGAAGACACUACUCCUGAAGGCUCACCUUCAUCCGAAAUCCCCUCAUUCCCUACACCAGUCCAGCCUCACAGUCCAUUUGCGACCAUUCCCAAGCGCUCGUCAUCUCUGCGACGAUCAACGUUGCAGCAGCGCGGUGAAAGACCACUCUUUGGGCGACCAAGGGCAAUGGACGAGCAUGAGAAUACCUCACCACCCGGUACACCAUUGACUGUUCGACCGCGCAUGUCUUUCGACAGCAGCUUGUUCCAACCUGGCAGCGAGAACAUCUUCUCCCCCAAACCGCAAGCCAGUCCUCUCUUCUCCAACUCUCCUGCCAACCCUCCUCCCGCCAUUAACACUCAGAACUCUCGCCCCGCUGCUCAUCCCCUCUCUCGCACUAUCACUCAGUCUUCUUCCGGGUCCAGCCUGGAUGAUUCACCCACCCAUGAACCGGUCCACAAGCCCGAAGGGCGACGCCCGCUGUUCAACUUCUCAAAGUCUCUUCCCGCUGGAGCUACUCGCCCAGCUCCCGUACGCCGCAUCACGCGUGAGGAUUCGGGCGAAUUCGCGACUCCAGACAACUACAAGCUAGUCAAGCCUCUCCCGGCGGCAUUCAUGUCCACCGGUCUCAUCUCCAAGAAGAACCGCAAUGCGGAAGAGACUGGCUCGGCAUUCAACAAGAACAUGCCCGAUACACCCUGCAAGCGACCUGCCAACCUGUUCGCUGCAGGCCCGAAUCCCACGGACCGACUGUUCGACAAGUCAAGGCAUUCAGAUGCUCCCUCUGGUUCGCCUUUCAACCCUGCUUCUGCUUCACGCCCCAAGCCGAGUCCCUUCGCUCGUGGAAUGGGUAUCUUUGGUAGCAGUUUCAACCGUCCGGAGACCUCGCGUCGCGGAAGCUUCGCGAGUCUCGAUGGCGAUGACCUGAAUCUCGCUGGGUCGCCCUCCUCCCGACAUGACAGCCAACCUCUGAACGACGAUUUCCCUCCCACUCCGACCAAACAACCUUUCCUCCCAUCUCGCACCUAUCCUCCCACUAUUGGGUCAAUCCCCUCCUUGGAACGUUUGUCGGAGACUGCCAGUCCCCUCCACGAGCGAUUUUUGCAGGCCUCACCUCAUACCCCCCGCGAUCAAUACUUCCCUCCAGACCCCAGUGGCUUGUCUAUCUCUGUGCCCCACGAGCAAUCUGUACACGCAGAGCACGAGCUUCCAGCCACUCCCACUGGUCCUCGUGACUCAUGGUCCUCGUUCAGACGCCCUAGUCUCCAAAUCAGUGGAUACCACGCUCCAGAUGUUGAUCCAACUUUGACCUCCCGCUUUGACAAUGUGGAGCUCAUUGGAACUGGAGAAUUUUCCCAGGUCUUCCGUGUCGCCCAGCCUCAUGAUGCUUCUUUCCCAUCUGUCUUCUCUCUCCCUUCAAGCGAGCCCAAAUCCCCCAGCUCCAUUCCCCACAGAGUGUGGGCUGUGAAGAAGAGCAAGCAGCCAUACCUGGGUUUGAAGGACCGGGAACGCCGAAUUCGCGAAGUUGACAUCUUGAAGACUUUGACCAGCUGUGACCACGUCGUCUCAUUCAUGGACAGCUGGGAGAACCAGGGGCAUCUGUACAUUCAAACCGAAUUCUGCGAAGAGGGUAGCUUGGACGGAUUUUUGGCUCAAGCUGGCCUCAAGGCCCGACUUGAUGACUUCCGCAUCUGGAAGAUCCUGCUGGAAAUGUCAUUGGGUCUAAAGGAAAUCCACGAUGAGGGCUUCAUUCACCUUGACCUCAAGCCAGCCAACAUUCUGGUUACUUUUGAAGGUACCUUGAAGAUUGGUGACUUUGGUAUGGCCGCCCGCUGGCCUGCGGAACAUGGAAUUGAAGGCGAAGGCGAUCGCGAAUACAUUGGACCCGAGAUUCUCAAAGGCCAAUUUGACAAGCCUGCCGACAUUUUCUCACUUGGUCUCAUCAUCUUCGAGAUUGCUGGCAAUGUUGAGCUUCCUGACAACGGAUUAUCUUGGCAGAAGCUUCGCAACGGCGACAUGAGCGAUGUCCCAAGCCUCACCUUCAGCCAUGAUAGCCAAAUCUCUCGUGACGCCAGUGGAAACCCCAUUCUCAAGGAAUCAUCCUUUGAAGAGCUCUGCACCUCCGACCUUGGUGGCGGCGCAUUUGACGAUGACUUCUUGACCAGCCGCGACCUCAGUGCCCCCAAGCCCCAGUCCAUUGCUCGCAGUGGAGAGCUCACUGAUCCACCUGCCUUCAUGGCCGACCCUCACCACCCCCAAUCUCUGGAUGGCAUCGUCCGAUGGAUGAUCUCACCCGAACCUCAACACCGUCCCACAGCGGACCAAAUACUGGAAACCUAUGGAGUCCAGUUUAUCAACCAACGACGCCGCGCUGGCGCCACCGUCUUCGAGGGUAACUGGGGCCCCGCUGACGAGAUCUUGGCCGAAGAUGCCGAAAUGAUCGACGUGUAA